AUGAGGGGGGGUGGAGGUCCAACAUGUCUCGGUAAGGCUAGACUGCUGCUUCGCCGAGGUGGUGUGUUGGAGGCAGUUCACACGUACGAUGUAAGUGAACUUGAAAAGGCCAUAGAUUUGGUUCGAACGUUUCCCUUCGUGCCCAAGUCCCACAAACCGCUGCUUGUCCCCUCUGUGGCAGAGCUUUAUGACGCGGUACAGAGCGACAUCGAUAUUACCAACAAGUUGGCACGGCCCACCGACUUCGCGUGGCUUGAAGUCGAAAGUGACGACGACGCUGUGAUUGAAAAGGUGCUGUCUCUAUUCCCCAUACAUCCCUCCACAAAGGAGGAUGUUAAGAAUAGAAGAAAUGACACUGAGCUCACGGAGAUAUUUCCUUCUUGUGGCUAUGUCAGCAUUAAUGUGGCUGCGAAGGCGUGCAGCAAGGAUUCUCUUGGAAGUGUGCAGGAUGAUCCUGUGAUGGUUUCCAUGAUCACGUUUGAACAUUUUUUGCUUACUAUUCGUCGAAGGCCUAUUGCAGGGGAUGACGAGAUGAGGGCCCACGUGGAGUCAAUGCUGUCGUCUCCAAAUUCGCACGCAGAGCCUGUAUCCGCUAUUGUGUGCUCUCUAGUCAGUGGCUUUGUUAAGGAGCACCAGAAGGAGCCCUCUUCUUUGCUUGUCGAUGUUGACAACGUGAAUGAGAUGGUGCUUCAGAUCCAGCCCUCCCGCUGUGAUCAGGCGGAUCUACUGCGACGCAUUGAAGACCUGCGCCACAGGCUGUCGCGAGUUCAGGCAUCAUUCUUGGCGAAAGAACGCCUUGUGCAGCAACUCCUUCUUCCCGUGAUGAGACGUAUCUUCAUUACAUCUGAGCCCAACAUUUCCAGUCGUUAUCAAAGGUUGCUGUCUGGAUUGCUGCUCUCUAUUGAACGUCUACGAAAGGGUCGUGACGUACUGAAUCUCUCAAGUAUGAGCCUUGUUAGUGGUGUUUCGAUGCGACUUUUGCAGCAUUGCUAUUGGAUGGAUUUUUUGAACAACGUCAUGACACAGAUGUCCUUGGUGACAAUGCCGAUUUGUAUUCUUCCCGGUUUGUUCACGAUGAACGUGCGAGUACCGUUUGAGGAGAGCGAAGGUCUCUCAGCGUUCUUGGUCAUUACGGCUGUCACGGCAAUUGUCUUUGCCUUGGGGAUGGCCUACCCGGUGUAUGCCCUUUUCCGGUAUAAGCCUCCUGGUGGUCUUAUCCCUCCAUCUAUUUCGUAA
This is a messenger RNA of Trypanosoma grayi, 1236 nucleotides long. Its product is annotated as putative zinc transporter. The transcript has a single exon. Bases 1 to 1236 code for a protein of 411 amino acids. Gene Ontology annotation, molecular function: magnesium ion transmembrane transporter activity. Gene Ontology annotation, cellular component: membrane. The record is from RefSeq and is a predicted model, not a curated record. Gene Ontology annotation, biological process: magnesium ion transmembrane transport. NCBI's taxonomy places the organism in Eukaryota, Euglenozoa, Kinetoplastea, Trypanosomatida, Trypanosomatidae.